AUGGCUCGCCGCGACGUCGACGUCAACGACAUCGACCUGGAGGAAGAAGAGCUUGGCACCGACGACCUCGAGGCCGCUGGCUGCGCAGUUUGUGCCCUCGGCGCGCAUCGUCCUCGCCUCCCCGUCGCGCCCCAAGUCCAGCUUCCGGCUUCAGGCUCCCCCGUCCACUCGGUGACUGCUCUUGUCGCCGACGCGCACACUCUCCAGCGCGAGAACCAGGAGCUGCGCGCCCAGUACGAACUCGUCUCAGCGCACAAUGCGGGCUUGGCUACUCAAGCGUCCGUGCUGCAUGACCGCAAUCUCGCGAUCUUGCAUCGUGCUCGCGAGGGUUAUCGCGCAGGCAUGAUCCGGCUCGAGCAGGCGCUCCUCUCCUGGGAGCACGCCGAGCGGGACUACGCCGUCCUGGAGGACCGAGUGGCCGACUUCCGCGCUCGUGCUGGGCGCGCCGACGCUGCCGAGGCUCUACUCCGCGCCGAGCGAGGCUCCUCGACAGAGCAAUAUCGUGAUCUUCAAAAUCAGCUCCGGGCGGCACGUGACCAGGUCACUGACUUGACCGCCCAACUCGCGCGCGCUCCUGCUACGCCGCCUCCCUCCACCGGACCAGUCACGUCAGCCGUGGCCGCCCUUGAGCAGCGGCGAGACGCUGUCGUCGCCGAGAAAGAUCAGGCUCGCCAGGCCUUGACCGCUGUGGAGCAGCAGCGCGCCCCGGUCGACGAAGAGCUCCGCGCGGCCCGUGCGUCGCUUUCUCAGAGCCGCAUGGAGAUCGAGGCGGCCCAGAACCUGAACGUCCCGCUGCAGGACGACCUUCGGCGCGUCAACGCGCUCUUAGUGGCCCACGCCGAGGAGCUCCGCCGCGGAGCGACGCGUAUCCACAAGCUGAAGGAGUCAGUGGCUACUGCUACGACUCUCCGUGUGGCCGCCGAGUCCGAGAUGGCGCGGGCUCAAGCCGGCGAACUUUGCGCCACAUCUCGCUCGGCGCAGUAUCGAGCUGGGUGGCUGUCCAUUCGGUGGUCGUCUCAGCAGCGUCGAGGAGCGGUAGGCGCCCAGACCCAUCGUCUCAGCGCUCGCGUCGCCGAACUGGAGGAGGAGCGCGACUUGGCCAUCCGAGAGCGCGACGAACGCGCUGUGGCUUGGCGUCGGAUGCGUCGAGACGCGCGUCGGGGCCGAGAGCUGGCGCGGCGGGUGCGCGACGAGCUUGCCGAUCGUCUCGCCGGCGUCGUAACGCGUGUAGGCGGGCAGAUCGACACCGCUGACCUGGUCAGGUGA
Phytophthora sojae is the source of this 1266-nucleotide messenger RNA. RefSeq lists its product as hypothetical. Lineage: Eukaryota; Oomycota; Peronosporomycetes; Peronosporales; Peronosporaceae. The record is from RefSeq and is a predicted model, not a curated record. The coding region runs from base 1 to 1266 and encodes 421 amino acids. The transcript is spliced from 2 exons.